AUGGAAGCUGAAGGUGCUGGGCGUAUUUUUGAAAGAUCUACAGAACCUGGUUUUCGUUACAAACACCUUGUUUGUGAUGGUGAUGCUUCAGCCUAUGAAAUGGUAAAAAAUACGUACAUACAACAGCAGGAUGAAGAUAAAGAGAACACCAAUGAUCAGCCAACAUCGGAAAAAUUUUUGGUACAAAAAGAAGACUGCAUUAAUCAUGUUAUAAAGAGAGUAGUGAGCCGUCUUACAUCUCAACGAGCCAAAAUGAAUGUUUUAGUUGAAGAUUUGUCAAAAAAAAGGGGAGAAGCUGGUCAUCAGGGAUGCCAACUAAAAAAGAAAUAA
Didymodactylos carnosus is the source of this 330-nucleotide messenger RNA. The record is from the annotation of a GenBank genome assembly. NCBI's taxonomy places the organism in Eukaryota, Metazoa, Rotifera, Eurotatoria, Philodinida, Philodinidae.